AUGGUAUAUACAAGUCAUAUAAACGCCGGUUUAUCAGAACGCCAAAUCGCUAGAAAUUUAGGAAUUAGCAAAUCUACUGUACACCGCGUUUAUUACCUUUUUAAAAAAUACGGAUGUGUAAAAAAUAUUUUAACUUUGCGUGGAAGACCAAGAAUUUUUGGAAAUGAUGAUAUGAAAUAUCUUGAAGUACUUCUCAAAGAAAAAAGAGCAAUACAUCGCCUUGGAUAUACACAUAAACAAUUAUCUAAACCCGCCCAGGAGAGGAAAGAAAAUGAACGUGCAGAAUUUAUUUUACGUAUAUCUCAUGAACAUUGUGCAAGAAAAGCUACAUUUUUUAUUAGAGGACAGAAAUUUACAAUUGAAGGUGCAUUGUGUGUAAAUGGCCUAUUAGCAUAUAGCAUUCAAGAAGGAUUGAUGAAAUCUAAUGAUUAUGAAUAUUUUAUUGAAAAUAUUUUG
Messenger RNA from Funneliformis caledonium, 456 nucleotides. NCBI's taxonomy places the organism in Eukaryota, Fungi, Glomeromycota, Glomeromycetes, Glomerales, Glomeraceae. The record is from the annotation of a GenBank genome assembly.